Messenger RNA from Exophiala mesophila, 1973 nucleotides. RefSeq lists its product as uncharacterized. The transcript is spliced from 2 exons. Bases 494 to 1783 code for a protein of 429 amino acids. Gene Ontology annotation, molecular function: hydrolase activity. The record is from RefSeq and is a predicted model, not a curated record. NCBI's taxonomy places the organism in Eukaryota, Fungi, Ascomycota, Eurotiomycetes, Chaetothyriales, Herpotrichiellaceae.
CCGCCACUCAACGGCGUAUUGAACUUUAAGUUGAAGCAAGCGAGCUGACGACUCGGCGCCUUGGUUCAUCCCAUCAGACAUCUUUGGUAGAGCGGCUGGUUCCGUCUUGCACCCACAACCACGAGAUGGUAACAGAUCACAUGCUCCUCAAAAGCCCGCACACCAAUCCAAGACCAAGAGAACUCCAGAUGGGUGGGCCAGGUACAAGUCCUUUGCCUAUUUUUGUCUGGUCUAUUUUCUAUUUCACUAGUAGUUUGUGUUAUGUGUGGCAGGAAGAUACUAGUCCUGUGCAGGGUCCAGGCUUGGGAUCUCGACAGAGGCUCGAGCGUCACCAAAAAGUAUAUUGGCUCGCCCCAACUUGGUAAAGUCAUGAUCAACCUCAUCACUUGCCAUUCGACUGGUACUUGUCCCUUCUUAUUACAACCCUAUCUGGACCUCUGACCACUAAUCUGGGGAUUAUAUUCCGGCUUUGAGAUUCGAGCCUCGUCAAAUCAUGUCCACUACCAAAGAUGCGACAUCACUUACUGCGCUGGUGAAGAAAACUCAGCCGGACCUGACGCGGUAUGAGAACUUGUACAAGACCUUGCAUUUAAAUCCAGAGCUAUCACACCAAGAGUCAGAGACCGCGACUUUGAUUGUUGAACAUCUUCAAAGCCUGAGUAAUGACUUUGAGAUUCGCACCAAGAUUGGAGGCCAUGGUCUCAUUGCGCUGUUGAAGAAUGGACCGGGGAAGACUGUCAUGCUUCGAGCUGACAUGGACGCUCUCCCGGUGGCAGAAAGGACGAACCUGGAUUACGCCAGUCAGAAGAAGCAAAUAGGCGCCGAUGGAAAGGAAACUCCGGUUAUGCAUGCGUGUGGACAUGACUUCCAUGUGAUAUGUCUACUCAUUGCAGCAGAAGCUUUGUUAUCAGCUAGGGAUUCAUGGUCAGGGACCAUUGUCUUCCUGUUCCAGCCAGCCGAAGAAGCAGGUGACGGUGCACUGGGAAUGGUCCAAGAUGGGCUCUAUGACGCCGACAAGCACAAUUGCCCUCUUCCUGAUAUGGUUCUCGGACAACACGUCGCACCCAUCCGCGCCGGCAUUGUGGCAUCCAAGGCAGGGCCCAUAAUGAGCUCUUCUGACAGUUUCAAAGUGACCAUCUUUGGCCGUGGAGGCCAUGGAAGCAUGCCUCACCGGUGUAUCGACCCUGUGGUCAUUUCCAGUCACAUUGUGGUACGACUGCAGACGAUUGUCAGUCGAGUGGUGCCACCGGAUGAGGUUGCAGUCAUCACAGUUGGAUCCAUUCAUGCUGGCGCGGCGGAGAACGUUAUUUGCGACCAUGCAUUUUUCACCAUCAAUGUACGCACACUUGACGAAGAAGUCCGCCGCACCGUCUUGGACCACAUCCGAAAAACCAUCGAUGCAGAAUGCGCGGCUGGAUUCUGCGAAAAGCCGCCUCAGGUCGAGCACCACAUGAGCCUCCCAGUUACCAAUAACACCCCAGUGGUCGACAAUACACUGCGACAUGUGUUUGCUGAUCACUUUGAGAAAGCAUUCUUCGUGGCGCCUAAGAGCAGUCUUGCAAGUGAAGAUUUUAGUAUCUUGGCCUCGUCAAUCGGCAAACCAUAUUACUUCUGGCUCUUUGGUGGUAUUGAUCCAGUGGUGUGGGAUGCGUUGGAAAAGGUCAACAAGUUGAACACAGUUCCAAUCAACCAUAGCCCGGACUUUGCACCCAUUAUUCACCCGACAUUGCAAACAGGUGGAGAGGCUAUGACUUUGGCUGCAUUGUCAUUUCUACGAGGAUGAAGCAUCAGCGUCUGAAAGAGAGUGAACGAUUCCGGAAUUUUUGAUCUUGUGGAUAUGGUACUAUGAUUCGAGAGAGCUGAAUUUAGUCGUAGAUAGGAAGAACUUCGGUUUAAUAACCAUACACGACUCUUGGAAUAGCUAUUCUGGUCUGUCAUCAUCGACAGGUUGAUAUAAUAGCCACAUGCCUGCA